GCAAACUCUUUUUUUUUGUACAAAAAUCAUUGUUUUAGCAAUAAAAAUAAAUAAAUUUUGAUCAACAAUAUGUCGGAAACCAGUGAAACACCACCCUCUACACCGGGAUCUGGAGCAUUGAUAAAUUUCAAAACCCGCAAUCAUGCCAUGGAAACUUUUAAGAAACCCAGCUCACUGGGUGUUGUGAAAAAGAAAAAACCAAAAAUCUUAACCGAAGAGAAAUAUAUUGAAGAGAUCUCAAAAAUUAUACAACGUGAUUUCUUUCCAGAUCUAGAGAAAUUAAAAGCACAAAAUGAUUAUUUGGAUGCCAUGGAUCAAAAGGAUUAUGCGCGCAUGGAAUCCAUAAGAGCUAAAUAUAGUGGCAGAAAACCCACUGAACGAAAUAGAAGCAUGACACCCGAUACUUUCGAAACUCCUUCCAGCUUCGGCGAAAGAACACCCCGUAACAAUGAACCUUCGGAAACUUGCCGUUCUUCGGGAGCACAUUCGGUAGCCUCCUCAACCAAUUCCACAAGAAGUAGUACAAAAUCUGUUAGCGAUAAUCAUUCUCUAGAUUCUUUUCUCCAGUCCUAUACCAGUGAAGACAAUGACAGUUUCCAAAAAAUCGUAGAUACCGCCGAUGAAAAGUUGAGGCAAAAGUUUUCAGUUUAUUAUAAUGAGGAAGCAUUAUCGGUGGAAAAGUUGCAAAGGGCUUUAACAUUGCCCUCUAUAGAGCAGCAGUUUGAGGAGCCAGACCCCUUGCGUAAAAUCGAAACUUGGAGUUAUCAAAAUAAAAAUUCCAUCAUGUAUACACCAGAGGGCGUAGAAUUGACAGAGGUAGAAAAAAUCGACAUGGCCAAUAGAAGACAGGUCAUACAACACAAUGCCACACGGCUGCAUGUGAAUCUUUUUGAAGGUGUACAAAGACAAAAGACGGGCGAACAAAGUGCUGAAACUAUUGUCUCACUGGGCGACAGAGUGGAUGCGGAUGGCGCCAGUUUAAGUCAAACUAAUUUAGCUUCACAAUUGAAACGUUUUGAUUUAGUCAAGACACCCUCACCACGGCCAGGUGAGGCUUUUUCACCUCUAAUGACUUGGGGUGAAAUUGAGGGUACACCCUUUCGUUUAGAUGGUUCCGAUACACCAGUGCGCUCCAAUACAGGACCUUCUUUCAAAAUAAACGAAUCUUCUCGCCGAGAAACAAUUGCCUUAGCUUUAGCCGAAAAGGUAGGCGAAAAAAUAAGAGCCCAAAAACAAAAGGCUAUGGAUACGGCACGCCGUAAUAUUUCAUCGCCCUUUAUACGUUCAAAUAUGGAGAGAUUGGCCUCCAUGUCACCAGCUGCCAUAAACUUGGCCACCUCUAAACUAGGUUUGCGUACUACACCCACAAUGGUGACUCCCUCACCUAUACGCACACCCUCUUUACUAAAGGGUAAAACGAAAGCUCUUCCUACUAGGGCCCCCUCAACGACAAAAAGAAUCAUAUCGGCUACAUCGCCGGCUGUUAAAUCUAAAACUCCUAAUUUAAUGAAUAAUAAAUCUGGUACCAUAACAGAUGAUCUAUUACAAAUUCCUACAAAACGUCCCCGGGCGGCGGAUUUCUUUUAGAUUAUUUUACUUUAUAUUUAGUUAUGUGUAUGGAAUUAUAUUGAUAUUGAAAUACUGGAUCUAUUAGUGAAAUAAAAACUAUGCAAACAAGUCACAGUAAAAA
Messenger RNA from Calliphora vicina (urban bluebottle blowfly), 1690 nucleotides. RefSeq names its product ess-2 splicing factor homolog (gene Es2). Lineage: Eukaryota; Metazoa; Arthropoda; Insecta; Diptera; Calliphoridae. The coding region runs from base 70 to 1587 and encodes 505 amino acids. The record is from RefSeq and is a predicted model, not a curated record. Gene Ontology annotation, cellular component: catalytic step 2 spliceosome. The transcript is spliced from 2 exons.